GAAGUUCGCUGCGCAGGGAUGGAUUUGACGGGAUUUUUGUUCGGGAACGUGAACGAGGAUGGAGAGUUGGAGGAUGAGUCAGUCCUGGAUAAGGAGACUGUGAUGCAGCUGUCAAGAAUGGGCAUGGGGGCGGGGUUUAGUGAUUUGGUGGAGGGAGGAACUGUGGGGGUGGGAGGAGGGGACGACGGAGAUAGCUCCGAGGAAUAUGACAGUGACGUUGACACCGGAGGAGGUAUUGCUACUGACAAGUCCCCCACAGCAAAGGACUUUGCAGACAUUGCAGAACUGGCGGAGGAGGCGGAGGGAGCCACGCCCCUCUCAUCUCAGAUGGAACGACAGGGGUUUGGGGAGGGAGAGGGGAGAGACGCUCUCUUCCGGAAGGGAAUGGCUUUUGCUCGGUCCCUGCCUGGUGGGAGUGGUCUGUCUGCUGUUUCCAUGGAAACUGACGACUAUGACGAUGACUCUGAGGAAGUUCCCGGCAGUCAACCGUUGCCUAGCAACACGAACGAGGAGGAGCUUCCCCUCUCCCAGCAGCCUGACUCGGGCUACGAGUCUCUUCCUCUUUCUGACCCCGCCUCCUCUCUCGACCCCUCAGACCACACCCCUCAAGUUACUGCUGCAUCAGAAGCCACACCCACCUCAUUAUCAAAGCUGGAGGGGGAGGAAGGAGGCAGGGAGGGUGGGAAUAUAGAGUCUGCUAUUCCUUACCUCAUCCCAAAAGACAUGACAUUGGAACAGCUUCAUGCCAAGGUGAAGCAGCUGUUCCCAGGGUUUGUUCCCAACUCAGUCCUGCGGUUCUGCAGCCUCCUGGGUCCUCCCAAGAUCUCCGUGGCUGCCAAACUGUGGGCCGGGGCCAAGAGACCUGCCAAGAAGCCCCCCAGAACUGAAGAGUUCACGUGGAAGUUUGACUUUGGCCCUCCACCUCCUCCAGACAAGCUCCUGGACAGUGAUGAGAAAUCAUUUCUGGCGUCGGAGCACACAAAGGGAGCGGCUGCAGAGUCUGAUUCCCAUACUGCCGGGUCCUCAUUCCAGGUCGACCCCGAGACGCAGGCAUGGAGGUUCGGACCUGCCCGCAUGUGGUACGAUUCUCUCGGUCUUCCGGAGGAUGGGCGGGGCCUCGACUACGGCUUCAAAUUGAAGGCUCCAGCUGGUGAUGGGGUGUCUGAGGAUGAAGGGGUGGCCCCUUCAUUAGAGGGAGACAGCGAGGUGCACGAUGACGCAUUCCUGAUGGUGUCUCAGUUGCCGUGGGAGAAUCAGAUAAUGUGGGACUGUCCCUACACCCCUGGACCACACGUCACAAGUGUUGGUGGAGUAUGGACAACAGAGUCGGCACACAAUCUCUCCCGGCAACCAACUGACCACACCUCCUCGUUAUUCCCCAUUAAUGAUCCCGCCCUCACUCGUUAUCGCUGGGAGGAUGACAUCAUCUGGGACAGCGAUGCCGUCACUCGCAUACCCCACCCCAGUAUACCCCAACUGGACCCAAAUGACCCCAAUAUCAUUCUGGGGUACCCCGAAGAGCUCACCUCCUCCGCCACCCCAGAGAAAGAGGGGAAGAAGGAGGGAAGACCGAAGGCCAAGCUGUCUCUGGGGAAGGGUGGAGGGAAGGGUUCCGAGCCUUCGCAGACUUCGUUCCUCGGGAAAAAAGAUCUGUUCAACUUGUCAAACGAUGAAUUCUACAACCCUCGCCACGUGAGCAGCACGCAGGGUCUGUCAGGACUGGUCUCUAGUGUGGUGCAGCACUCGCUGCCGGCUCUGGACCUCCACUGCCUGUGGUUCCCCACUCACCUCUCCCUCCACAGCCCUCCGGCACUACCACCGGCCCAGACUGAGGCUCCGCUGUGACAGCAGACGAGGCAGCACUGGCCCCUGACCGUGGAGGGGCUGGUCGGGCACAUCGCUCUCAAGAACAAGGAGAGAGAGAAGGAGAGGGAGAGCAGUGGAGGAGGAGAGGUCUUCUUCAUGAGGACCCCGGAGGAUCUGAGUGCCUGUGACGGGGAGCUGGUCCUGGCAGAGUACUGUGAACAACAUCCUCCUCUCCUCACCUGCAACGGGAUGGCCACUCGCGUCAAAAACUACUACCGAAGACCUGAGAGACAGGUGAAGAGCCACGCCCCCAGAAUCAAGUACGGGGAGACGACGUAUGUCCAGAGCUCCUCCUACUUCCUCGGGGAGCUCCACUCGGGCCAGCUGCUGCAGAGCUUCGAGUCCAACCUCUUCAGAGCACCAGUGUACCAGCACAGCAUGGCAGAGGCGGACCUCCUGAUCAUCAUCUCUGGGAGUCAGGUGUUUGUCAGAGAGGUGAAGACGGUGUUUCUGGUGGGACAGGAGUGUCCAAAGAUCGAGGUCCCCCCGCCCACCUCCAAGACCGCCAUGCAGUUCCAGAAAGACUUCUUACUGCUGUUUCUGUACAAGUUGUUCCGAGAGAGUGACGAUGUCCCUCCCAGGAUAAAGAUGGACGCCGUCCGCAAGGCUUUCCCUCCGGCGGCCAUGUCAGAGAGCGUAAUCAGAAAGGUUCUGAAGCUGUGCGCCGACUUCAAGAGAGAAGGUACGCCAAUCUUCUCAAAUGACUGUGAUAUAUCACUUGUUGACUGGUGUCUUGUUGCCACGGGGAGGAUUGCUACAUGUAAAACUCCCCUGUCAUGGGAGUACGAAGUGUAAUAGGAUUCCUCUGAUUGACCAAUCAGAUUUCAGAAGUCACUAAGUCACUUAUGUCCACUAUAUAUAAUAUGCAGGGUAUGAGAAUGGUUGGUGGGUCCUCAGGUCUGCGCUUACUACAGCAUGCUCGUCUCAGAGCAGAGGUUAAAGGAUGCUGGGUACAGAGGCAAGAGUUUGUUUACAGUUGAAGAGGAGGAAGAGGAUUCCUCACAGAAGAUUGAUGAUGAGGUCAGGGCAGCUCCGUGGAACACCACUCAUCAUUUCAUCAACGCCAUGAAGGGAAAGUACCAGCUGUCCAUUACUGGACCGGCCGACCCGACUGGAUGUGGCGAGGGCUUCUCGUACACCAGACUCAACACUAGGAGAGAGACUGGUGGAGGGCUGGCGGCCAACAAGCGCUACAAACCAGUGGUGGGAACAGACGGAGACCUGAGGAAACUGAAACUGAGCAAAGCCAAGCAAGUCCUGAGGAACUUUGGAGUCCCUGAGGAAGAAAUCUCCAAGCUGUCCAGAUGGGCAGUCAUUGACAUGAUGGAGGCACAGGAGAAGUACAAGGAGAACUGCCAGCGAGUUUUUGACCUUCAGAACAAGGUCCUGUCGUCGGGGGAGCAGCUGUCAACUGACGAGGAGAGCAGUGACAGUGGAGGGGAGGGAGGGAGUGAUGACGAGCUGGCCAGGAACCUGGAGACUCUGCUGGGGGGCAGGAAGACGGCCAGGCAGUUCAGCCAUGAGCAGGAGGAACUGCAGCGAAUGGACCUGAGGAAACUGCUCGAUAAGCCCCCGGGCCAGAUGAAGACAGAGGAGACAGGAGAAGGAUCCGGAAGAGCAACACCGUUGGACGCUGACGAGACGUCGUCUCUCAAGAGUUUCUCGUCCGCAGCUGGAGCGGGAAGAAGACUGGUAAUAAUGAGAACCUUUGUCUCAGAGAACGGGACGGAGUACACCAGAACUGAGGUCGUCAAGAGCCAGCCGGUCAUCGACGCCUACGUGCGACUCAUGGGUCACGGCGGGAAGGAGGUGAGGAGUCAGUUGGUGGGCCAGGACCAGCAGACGAGGGAGGACAUGAAGAGGGAGAAGAGGAGGAUCCAGGACCAGCUCCGCAGACUCAGGAGGCAGGAGGAGAAGGGAGUCAAGAAGAAGACAAAGACUCAGAAACCAAAACCACUCACCACCAUCAACAUGAAGUGCAGUGCGUGUGGGGGGAGGGGCCACAUGAAGACCAACAAGAACUGUCCCAUGUACAAGAACACGUCUGUGACUGUGGCUCCCACAGACAGCGACCUGGCCCAGCAGGAGGCCUCGCUCACUCACGACGACCUCAUCAAGGUGGAGGGGACAAAGGUCGUGCUGAACAGAGCUCUCGUUGAGCAUGCCACUGGCGUGAGGAAGGCCUCGCUGCUCCUCAAGUUCCCAAAGGACCGCAUGAAGAGGAGGAGGAGGCAGACAGAGGAAGACCUGGAGUACCUGGAGAAGAGACCAAAGUCGGUUCAGAGGAGGAAGGCCAAUCCUGAGCUGAGACUGGCUGAUCUUCUGGAGAGAAUCAUCAACACCAUCUCCGCCACUCACGAGAGUGAGGCGUUCCGUAAACCAGUGCCAGCUAAAGUGGUUCCUGACUAUUACAACGUCAUAAAGUUCCCAAUGGACCUUCAAACUAUGAAGGAGAACUGUCGUAAUCAUGUGUACAUGACGAGGGAGGCGUUCUGGGAGCACAUGAACCUCGUAGUCAACAACUGCAGUACUUACAACGGGUUCAAGUCGGAGCUGACACGGAGAGCUCAGAAGAUGCUCGACAUGUGUGCAGAGGAAGUGAAAAAAGUAAAGACUCUUCAUCAUUCCCUUUUUUCUUUCGUUUCCGACAACUAUUGCAAAAUGUCUCUCCCCCUGUGCCCUGGUGUUCUCUGCUGGCAGUAUGAGAAGGAGCUGGAGCAGCUGGAAGUGGAGAUAAACCCAGCGCUGGCAGAUGAUCCGCAGGUCGCUCUCUCCUAUCUCUUCACCAAGGCCGUCGAGACCAUGAAAUCAUCCCCUGAGACGUGGAUGUUCCAUGACCCGGUGCCUGCCAAGAACAUUCCUGACUACUACAAGGUCAUUCGCUGCCCCAUGGACCUUGGCACCAUGACAAAGGCAAGCCACACCCACACUCAUUGUCAACAAGACUUGCGUUCAAAGUGUCGGCAGAGAAUGUACCGGAGUCGAGCUGCCUUCAUGACCGACCUGAACCAGAUACGAGAGAACAGUCUCACCUACAAUGGACCUCGCUCCAAGAUCACUGCCACUGCUGAGACCAUGGUCGCCAUGGGAACCAAGGCUCUUGAUGAGGGGGCGGAGCUGAUUAGUCAGUUGGAGAGGAAAUUGGAGGAUAUUGUUGGUCCCAACUCCCCAGCAGCCUCGAGUUCUGCUCGUGCCGACAUCCUCAGCUUGUGUCAGGGAGGGAGUGAGGGUGUGGGGGUGGGAGGAGGGGAAGAGGGAGAAGUGGAUGUGGAGCAAUGGGAUGAGGGGGACAGUAGAGGUGUGGAGUUGGAGCCAUGGGUGGAGGGAGUAGAUCUGUUACUGGAGGAUCUGCAAGCCUCUAGCAACAGUGAGGAUGACAGUAGUGACGAUGAAGACUGACUUUUUCAAUUUCACACUGUAUAUAUCACCACCUCCGAAAUCAACCAAUCAUCUUCGUAAAUAAUAAUUUGCAGCAAAGUGUUUUGUUGGCUGAUUAGUCUGCAUCAUGUGACAAUACAAGAAACAUCUGCCGAGCUAUGACCUCUCAGACAGAGAGUGAACUCUGACCUCCCCAAUGUGGUAGGAGAGGUAUGCCAUUCUGGUGUCCCAUUCUGGUUCCUGCAAUAUGGAAUGGAGCCAGUCAUCUGAACCACAGCCACAAAACUGAUAUUGUACCUGGUGAUCAUGAGGUGGUGGCUGAGGUCUCUGGACAUUGUUUCCAGUGUAUGCCACGCCACGCUGAUGAUGUCAUAGUGGGUAAUGAUCACGUUAAUGAAGGGACCCACCAGAUGCCAUUCUCCAGUGUCGUCAUUCCAUGUGGAAUGGGAAUGGAUCAGCUGCUGGUACUGGUCUGGGACGUAGGCGUCGAUGACCAGCUGGUGCAGCCUCACCUCUCGACUCAGUUCCCUCACUGUCUCCUCCAUCGCCUGCCUCUCCUGCUCAAAGUCUGCCCUCUGGUUGGACAACUGAGAAAGAAAGAAUUCACAAAAGUUGGGAGCGACAUACGGGAAAGAUGAAAGAUGUGGGAGUGAGAUAGGAGGAAAAUUUGGAGCAAGAAAAGGAGUAAAACAAGAAACUUUGGAGCGAGCUAAGGGGAAAAUAGGAAGUUCUCUGGCCGACUGCUCGAGGAGCCUCUGCUGAGUCUCCGCCUUCUCCAGGAGGUUGACUCCGCCCACUAUCACCUUGGACGACAGGUCCUUCAGUUUCCUCUCCAUCUCUGCAUGCUGCUCUCUGUUAUACACAUUACAUCAUCACAACUUCAAUGACGUAUCAUGCCUAA
Molecule: messenger RNA, 6145 nt
Organism: Geodia barretti
Lineage: Eukaryota; Metazoa; Porifera; Demospongiae; Tetractinellida; Geodiidae
Source: the annotation of a GenBank genome assembly